AAAAAUGCAUUGUCAUGUGACAAGUCAUGUGUGUUUACAUCCACCAUGUGAAAAUGUGACAGUUAUUUUCAUUUUUGUAAGAAGUUUGAACACAUUACGAUGGCUAUAUUUUCAGUAACCAUUGUGUGCUUUGUCACUUUUAUAGUUAGAGGAUGUACAUGUUUAUCAACUUUGACAUUCUCCAAGACUGAUAUAAAAUUAGCUGUUGAUUCUACAGAGCAAUUAACACUCUCUCCACAACCAACCAUCCUUGAAGAUGCAACCAUUUUAUUUAUGUAUGAAAGCGGUAAAGACAGUUCUUACAAAGAGAAGCAUAAUUUGAUAGUACCAGUACCUAAUGUAAUUAUACAUGGAAACACAACACAAGGAGUGAAGGUCAAUAUAACAGCAGUAACUGCAGGACAUCUGACGUUACGAGUCAAUUCAUCAUCAUCAGAAAUAGAAAACUUAGAGAAAUGCUAUGUAAGAAUAACAUUAGUACAUAAUAAAGCUCUGAUCAUUAUCAAUGCUGUGAUUGGAUGGAUAUACUUUGUUGCCUGGUCAGUGUCAUUUUAUCCACAAGUCAUCUACAACUGGAAGAGAAAAAGUGUUGUUGGACUAAACUUUGACUUUUUGGCUUACAACAUUACUGGUUUCCUUGCCUAUGGAUUUUUCAAUGUUGGAAUGUAUUGGGUAGAUAGCGUGAAGAAAGAAUAUGCAGAUGCACAUCCAAGGGGAAUUAAUCCAGUACAGCUAAAUGAUGUUAUAUUUACAAUACAUGCAGUAUUUGUCACUAUUAUUACUAUUUUCCAGUGCACAAUGUAUGAGAGAGGUGGACAGAAGCUUUCCAAAGUUUGUUUAUUGUUAGUGACAGGAUCAUGGUUGUUUAUACUGGUAUCAUUAUUUGUUACAGUAGCUAAAGUUAUAACAUGGCUGACAUAUCUGUACUACUUCUCCUAUGUCAAGUUAGGAGUUACACUUAUAAAAUAUGUUCCUCAGGCAUAUAUGAAUUUCAAAAGAAAAAGCACAGAAGGUUGGAGUAUUGGAAAUGUUAUAUUAGAUUUUACUGGUGGAUCAUUUAGUUUGUUACAGAUGUUUCUAUUGGCUUACAAUAGUGAUGACUGGUCUUCUAUAUUUGGAGAUCCAACGAAGUUUGGUCUUGGAUUCUUUUCCAUUUUAUUUGACAUAUUAUUUAUUAUCCAACAUUAUGUGCUAUACAGAGGAAGAACACCACUCUAUACAAUAAUACCAGACACAACUGAAUAUAUUGAAAAGCCUGUCAAUACACCUACUAUUGUGUCAACAGGAUAACAUCUAUAUGUGAAAUCAAUAUUUUUUUUAAGAUAUGGUACAUGUGUUUAGAUUUUUUUGAAUAUUUCUAUUUUUUUUUAUAUGUAAAACAAUUUUAGCAUUCAUAAUCUUGGUUUGAAUACUCAGUGAGAAUAAAUUUCAGUCAUACGGAAAAGAAGGUUAAGUUUGAUGAAACUGAAAAUAAAACGAUAGGAGGCUUUUUGUUUACCCAUUAUUGAACUAAAAUACAACUAGUACAUAAAAAAGAGUGUGAGUAUCAGAGGAACAAAAAAAAUGGAAUCUCCACAUUCUUCACUGGUGAGGUUGUUUUUUAAGCCAUUUUUUUGCAGUUUUAUUGAAAAUCAGUUGCAUUAUAUGUUGGAUGAAGUUUAAAGUAUUUGAAGAACUUUUACAUAUGUAAUUGAGUAAGUUUUGUGCAUCAGUUUACUUUAUAUUGAUUAUUAUUGUCAUUCAAACAUCAUAUUUUUGAAAAAUCCAGUUUAAACUUAACUGAAGUACACAAAAAAAUUCUGACUUCUUAUGCAUAUUACAGAUGUAUUGACACUGACUCUGUUUAUUUUACUGCACUAAAAGUUAUAUUGAAAAAAGUGAUAAAUGGCUAAUUAGCCAUUAGAAAAAUCUUGAUUAUUUUAAGUAUUCAACUAAAGAAAAUUGAACAGUUUAGAAUACUAUUAAAUAUGUGUAGGAUUCUGAACUGCGAUGGUCAAGCUGAGGUGUGUUUUUGAUCACGCUGAAGUGUGAUGGUGGCAUUGUGAUGCUAUCUUGUUGAUAGCUACGCCUAAGUGCGAUGGUGGUUACGCUGAAGUGCGAUGGAUUACAUAAAUCAAAUUUUCAAAGUUUUUCCUGUUUACAUUUUGAUGUGGAAGUCAAUUUCUUUCUUAGAAGGAGCUUUUUGGUUUUUUUUAUGUAAAUCAUCGAGAGUAUGACCCGUUUUAUAUAAAACAGUCAAGAUAAAUAGUCAUUGCAGUUAAGUCCUCACUGUAACGUUGUAGUGUACACUUUGUGAAUAGCUUUAAUAAACAUCUGUCGUUCAUACAAUCGUUCAGAAAUUGAUGCUACAUACAAAAACUAUUUUUCUUUAAAAGCAGUGCUAAUUACAAUGACUGAAAAACAUGUGGUAGUUGUUUGAAAUGCAAAUACUUCUUGGUUAGUCAGAACGAUACAAAAUAAGAGAAAAAUGAAUACUGCUGCUGUGAAUAAGAACAAGGAAUAAGAUAGAUCACCGGUAUGUUAUACUGCAACUGGAGAAAAUAUUGAAUGUUUGGUAUUGAUAUACUAACUUAUAAUAUAAUCAAGCUCUCAUGAUAAUUGAACAUCAAUUUUAACCUAGCCAUCAAGCCCCUUAUAGACCAUCGCACAUCAGUGAAAAGACCAUCGCACUUCGGUGAAGACCAUUGCACAUCAGCAAAUGGACCAUCGCACUUCGGCGAAGACCAUCCCACAUCAGCGAAAGGACCAUUGCAAUUCGGCGAAGACCAUCGCACAUCAGCGAAAGGACCAUUGCACUUCAGCGAAGACCAUUACACUUCAGCGUGACCAUCGCACUUCCGAGUCCUACAUAUGUAGAAUACAAAUCAGAGAGAUAAGGGCAAUAACAUCCUGUGCAACAAGACUUUUAAUUAUUGCUACAGAGAAAGAGAGGAACUUUGAAACUAAUUGAAUAUUGAAAUGUGAAGAAAAUAUAAAUUGUCAGAAUGCAAAAUCACUGAAAAAUGAAAUAAAAUGAAUACCAGUCAAGUAAAGUUACGUUACACAAGAUCCAAACAGACUUCCUUGCUUGUAUUCUUUUAUUCUCAUUAUAUGCAGCUUUUUCAUAAUUCAUGCAUUCACAUUUACAUCUGAGUUCUCCCCCUGCUAUUUGGUGGGUUUUGUGUUGAUUAAUCUUUAUAAAUUUCUGUGGACUAUUGUUUAUCUUUUCAUCCUAUUUUUGGGACCAUGGUGUUGUCUGAUUUUCUUUUACUAAUGGUUAAUGAUAAAACUAGGUGGCAGUGGUAUCAAUAUUCUGCAAACCAUCAAAUGAGGAAAGUGCUAGCAUGUUUACAGGACGGUGUGUAACAGAAUUGUGAAUAUGUUUAUAUAUGUAGUAAUUACAGCUCAUACUUCAUUAUUUGUAUUCAGGUCUAAAAGGUUCUGUUAUUUUCUGUUUACAGUGAUCAAUUAAUAUGGUUGUCAUUAUUUCUUGUUGAUAAAUUGUUGUUGUAUAACUUUUGAUAAAUAAUAUAUUAUUGUCAUAAAUUUGUUUAGAUAAAUAGAUAUUUUUACUUCA
Molecule: messenger RNA, 3556 nt
Organism: Mytilus californianus (California mussel)
Lineage: Eukaryota; Metazoa; Mollusca; Bivalvia; Mytilida; Mytilidae
Product: cystinosin-like
Exons: 9
Coding region: 100-1290 (396 amino acids)
Biological process (GO): L-cystine transport
Cellular component (GO): vacuolar membrane
Molecular function (GO): L-cystine transmembrane transporter activity
Source: RefSeq, a predicted model, not a curated record